UUCCCCUACGCAUCGACAAGCGCAUCUAUCAGCAUUAUUAACUGUUACGCGCCAACGUCAGCAGCAACGGAUGGAGAAAAAGACACGUUUUAUAAGGAGCUGGAGGAGGCUACGAAGAAGGAGCGUUCGUACUACAAGUACGUUGUUGGAGACUUCAACGCAGUCAUCCACGAGGAAAAGCCGGCGACAGCGCGCAUUGGACCACACGGAGUCGGAGAUACGAACGAAAACGGAGACCGUUUGAUGGACUUCCUAGAGCAAUGCAACCUCUUCCACGGAAACAGCCUCUUCAUGAAAAACGUGGGCCGAAGGUGGACAUGGGAGAGCCCUAACGCAGCAGCUCACAGCGAAAUCGACCAUAUUCUCACGAACAGAAAGUGGAGUUUGCUAGACGUCAGUGUGGUAGAUGCAUUCCGCACCGGAAGACAUAGACUCGUCCCGAGGCAGGCUGGUGAAAGAACGGAGCAUUUUCCUGAACAAAAGAAAUAUUUGGAAGUGAAAUAUCCGGAAAAAAUAGUGAGG
Messenger RNA from Ostertagia ostertagi, 522 nucleotides. The record is from the annotation of a GenBank genome assembly. NCBI's taxonomy places the organism in Eukaryota, Metazoa, Nematoda, Chromadorea, Rhabditida, Trichostrongylidae.